CCCAACUUUGGCUAACAUACAAAUCCUGCUCUUGUCAUCUAGCAAUAUGUCGUAGUAAGAUGGAAGAAGAGAGAGCUGGCUAGAUUUCAACAGUCAGCAAUGCGCUGAAGAAAAUUAGCCGGCCGUGAUGACAGCCCACGGUGGGUCGACAUAAAGUGUCUCGGCUCGGCCUUCGGAUAGCUACUCCUGGAAGAAGUAAUUACGUGGCCGAUAACACCAUCGUCGUCGCACGCAACUCUGUGCUUGUUGAAAUCGUUGACGAGAAACAAGAUCUACCUCUGGAGGAGACAAUUGCAGGACAGGGCACCAGCGGCGUACCAUGCUCCAUAACCAGGUUUCUGAUGUCAGGCGCCCCGAUGGCGACGAAGACAGAGGAGUCCAUCGUGGUGGUGUUGUACCAGGACUACGACCACGGCGGCGGCGGCAACCUCGGCGGGGGACUGGCUUUCUGCAAGCACAGAGCGUCGCCUGCGAAUGGCGACCGAGAAGAAGGAAACCAGUGCAUGCUCUGGUCUGAGUCGUCUCCAACCAGGAUUCACGUGAAAGCGAACAAGAGGAAGCAGAAGAGCAAGAGGAAGGCUUCUCCGCCGGAUUCUCCGCGGCUCCUCAAGAAGCGACCCCCUCUGACCGAACUCACCAACAUCGCUCCUAAUUCGAUUCACGAGCGUAAACACUCAUCCGCCUCUCCUCCGCCCUCCACCGCGCCAGUGGCGAUUGUUGAUGAUCAGCACUUGGAUUGCGAUGACGGGAUGAUGGGGAGCUACCUGAAGGGCAUAAAUCAGAGCGAUCCGGAAUCAGAGAUCUCCGCCAGUAGCGUCGCCUCAUCUCAGGGAUUCGAGUUGAGGAAAUGGUCUUCCAUGUACAAGCAUCUCCGGUCACUGGAGGUAAAACACAACAGUAGACCGAUUGCAAAUUAUGUGGAAACAGUUCAGAAGGAUAUUCAAGCGAACAUGCGACAAGUGCUGGUGGACUGGCUGGUGGAAGUUGCUGAAGAGUAUAAGCUCGUCUCUGACACGAUCUAUCUCUCAGUAUCGUAUCUGGACAGAUACUUAUCUUCGGAAUGUGUGGGCAGAAACAAACUCCAACUUCUGGGCGUUUCUUGCAUGCUUAUUGCCUCGAAAUAUGAAGACCUAAAUCCUCCCCGUGUUGAGGAUUUUUGCUACAUAACUGAUAAUACUUACACCAAAAAGGAGGUACUGGAUAUGGAGACAGAUGUACUCAAAUGCUUGAAGUUUGAUACGAGGUCUCCCACAGCCAAAACCUUCCUCAGAAUUCUGACAAGAGCUGCUCAGGAUAAGGAUAGUUCUAAUGAUGGUGAUAUUCGGCUCGAUUACUUGAGUAGUUACCUUUGUGAGCUAAGCUUGUUGGAAUACGCGUGUGUGCGAUUCUUGCCAUCAGUGGUCGCUGCUUCGGCUGUUUUCUUGUCAAGAUUCAUUAUCCAUCCAGAACAGCAUCCUUGGAGUUCAUCAUUGCAGCUUAAUUCUGGUUAUGAUCCAGCUGAUCUAAAGGACUGUGUUUUUGCCAUUCAUGGUUUUGCUGUAAACAUAAAAGGAAGCUACUUACGGGGUGUUAGAGACAAGUUUACGCAGCACAAGUUUAAGCACGUAGCAGCAACAUUAGUCCCUCCCCCAGAAAUCCCGUUGGAGCUAUUCUAAAGGCUGAUGAUGAGUAUUGUCUAUCAAACCUCCGCAUUCUCCAUACUCCAUACCUUCCCCGAAGCUAUGCAUUUUCACAUCCUCAGGAGUUUUGAAGUUGGCCUUCUCUCUACAUAGCUUUUAAGCCAUAGCCACUGAUAUUAUUAGCUGCUGCUGUGCCAAGUUCCUCUUUGGCUUUCAAGUUUCUGAUUACCAUAGACUUACUUUCUAGUUGUUUUAAUUUUUAUAUUUUGAGUCGGAUCAAGCUGGGAAACAGAAAAUUUUGUUUGGACGGUGCUUUAGGUCCCAAAAUGUAGGAUAUAGUUAUGAUAGGACUCCUAUCAUAGGAUUAGUAGAAAGACCUGUUCUACUCGAUAGAUAAGAAUUGGUAUUCUUUUAUCUUGUAUAUGAUGAAUUGGGUUGUGGAGAUUUAUCUGUUCUAGAUCCAACAUAAGCUCUCGCAACACAUGCUAGUACGGUUAUUUUGUUGCUCUCUCCUCUCAAAUAGGGGACUGAAACUUGGCAGUGAAGAUAUUUUGGGUGUUUCUGAUCCCCGCCUGCCUCACAAAAAAGUUGGACUCAUUAC
Messenger RNA from Linum trigynum, 2220 nucleotides. NCBI's taxonomy places the organism in Eukaryota, Viridiplantae, Streptophyta, Magnoliopsida, Malpighiales, Linaceae. The record is from the annotation of a GenBank genome assembly.